GCCAUCCCUACCCUUUACCAGCAAUAGUACUAUAUUAUAAUGUGUGGCAGGUAUUCGUUAGCUCUACCACUUUCCUUAAUCCAGCAGAUGUUAGAAGACGAUGGCGUUCAGAUUGAAGAUAUAGCAAUGAACGAGGGCAGCGAAGCCCACCAUCAAUCAUAUAACUUCGCUCCGGGAAGUAAUGGCGUUGUGUGUAGAGCUGGCACUUCUAACAGCAGUGUCGAAUUCAGAGAUAAAGGGCACAAUGGUUCUGACAAUAAAAGCCCCAGAGGAGAGGCCUCCAGUCUCGGGAACCGUGAAGUUAUCAAAUACAUUCUCCAGUCAAUGAAGUGGGGAAUUUUGCCUUCGUGGUCGAAGCAGAACGUCGCUCCCACCCGUGGAGUUAUAAACUGCAGAGAUGACUCUCUUAGGACCACGGGUGGUAUGUGGCAAUCAAUCAAAGGCCGCAAACGAUGCAUUGUUGUCGCACAAGGAUUCUUUGAAUGGCUUAAUGUGAGUGGUAAAGAAAAACAUCCAUAUUUUAUAAAACGAAGGGAUGGCCACCUGAUGUGCUUUGCUGGGCUAUGGGACUCCAUUCAGCAUCAAGACGCCGGGAAUAGAAGUUAUACUUAUGCAAUAGUCACGACCGACUCAAACCAACAGCUACGAUUCUUGCAUCAUCGUAUGCCGGUCAUCUUUGAUGCUGGCUCUAAGGAAUUUCACCAAUGGCUUUAUCCAUUACAGCAAAGAUGGACCAACGACCUCCAGUCCUUACUAAAACCAUUCCAAGGAGAGCUAGAUAUUUAUCCGGUUAACAAAAAAGUUGGAAAAGUUGGCUGCAGCUCUCCAUCCUUUAUAAUGCCGUUGUCUCACAAUAGUGACAAGCAUGGCAUCUCUCAGUUCUUUCCUCAAGCUUCCGAAAAAUCAGCCGCAGAAAAUUCAGAAACGCCGGGUGAGAUAAGGAAACGCGAGAGUGACAAUAAUCAGCAUCUUAUUUUCCCCAGUAGCAAGCGAGAUGUACCGGAAAGAGCGGACUCUCCAAGGAAACACAAGGCUGAUAGUAGCUCUUAUCCUCCGCCGAAGAAAAGACGCGUCAAGCCAGCCCCCCAAGGCGUUCAAAGAAUAACUGAUUUUUUUGGUCAAAUGCAGCACGAGAAACGCAACAAAUAGCAGUUGGUUUUCUAGUUUUUGCAAGCUGGCUAUCUGGUGUUACUAACAUAUUUGGCCCUCACUGCUGCUUCCCCUAGUUCUAGCCGUUUUGCUACCCUUUCAGUUUCAACUGCUCUUUUAUAUCGGGGAGGAAGUAAUUUUUGUGAUACCUGAGGAGUUUUGUUUGAGAUAUGGGCGCGGAGCCACAGCCCCCUGUAAACGUGUCGAAUAUACGGUCAAACAUGGGCAGAAAGAACCUCAUUGUUGUGUUAUACACAGACGCCUUAUUCAUCCGUAUCGAUUUAGCCAAAGUUGGCUAGUUAGCAUAUAGUUACAGAUGGAGUACAUUCUUUGCCAUCCCAGUUUGACCAUUAGUUGUUUCAUGAUCUUGGGCAAUCAUUCUUCGCAACAGGUG
Molecule: messenger RNA, 1543 nt
Organism: Trichoderma asperellum CBS 433.97
Lineage: Eukaryota; Fungi; Ascomycota; Sordariomycetes; Hypocreales; Hypocreaceae
Biological process (GO): DNA damage response
Molecular function (GO): single-stranded DNA binding
Source: RefSeq, a predicted model, not a curated record